ACAGGAGGCGUGGCUGUGGGAUAAUAAAACCAGGUCAAACACAAAAACAUGCAACCUACAGCCGAAGUAGACAAUAAAAUGCAACAUUGCGGCUCUUUUUGCUGAGACAGAGCGCGAGGGCAGAGCGCGUGCAGGGUCCAGGGGUCUGAGGGCGAACGGGACGAACCGACUGAUCCUACUGACAACAAGCUACAACACAGCAUGGCAAUUAAUAAGUCCAAAGUAGCUGUGGGAUUCAUAGUGGCAGGUGGUCUUGCGGUGUUUUUCGGGGUGGUGCUGUCUUUUGUGGGACCACUUAUUAUUGAUGAUCAGAUAGUGAAGAACACUGUGAUUGAUCCAAACAAUGAAAUGACUUACACUAUGUGGAAGGACAUUCCUGUGCCUUUCUUUAUGUCUGUCUACUUUUUCAAUGUGCUUAAUCCUAAAGAAAUAUUAAAAGGAGAAAAACCAAUGUUGGAACAGCGUGGACCAUAUGUGUACAGAAAACACUGUCAGAAGGACAACAUCACAUUUCACCCAAAUAACACGGUGUCAUACAGAGAGUACCGGCAGUACUACUUUGAGCCUGACAUGUCCAUAGGCAAUGAGUCUGACAUUAUCACCAUCCCUAAUAUGCUGGUCCUGGGCGCUGCUGUAAUGUUGGAAGAUCUGCCUUAUCCUGUGCGUUUAAUGAUCAGUACAACAUUUAAAACAUUUAAAGAAGGCCCUUUUCUAACAAAGACAGUUGAGGAGCUAAUGUGGGGUUAUGACAGCAAACUGGUAGAGUUUCUUAAUAAAUACCUGCCAGGCAUGUUGCCUUCCACUGGGAAAUUUGGCCUCUUUGCAGAGUUUAACAACUCCAACACUGGCCUCUUCACAAUUUUUACUGGACAAGACGACAUCAAAAAUGUCCACAGAGUUGAUUCCUGGAAUGGCAUGACUGAGUUAAACUACUGGCGCACACCUCAGUGCAACAUGAUUAACGGCACAGCGGGACAAAUGUGGCCUCCAUUUAUGACCAAAGAAACCACUUUGCCUUUCUACAGUCCUGAUGCCUGCAGAUCAAUGGAACUUGUUUACCAGCGCCCGGGUCACAUGAAGGGGAUCCCUUAUUAUAGAUAUGUUGCACCACCUACUCUUUUUGCUAAUGGGGCAGACUAUGAACCCAAUGAAGGAUUUUGCCCAUGCAGACAAUCUGGUCUGCUCAACGUCAGCAGCUGUCGCCACAAUUCUCCCAUGUUCAUCUCCCACCCUCACUUCUUUAAUGCAGACCCCGUGCUGCUGGAUUUUGUGCAGGGGCUGGCUCCCACUGAGGAGGAGCAUGGUCUCUUCAUCGACAUUCACCCGGACACAGGAGUACCUCUAAAUGUUUCCAUUCGCCUCCAGUUGAAUCUUUACAUGAAGACAGUGCCAGGAAUUACUGAAACCGGCAAGAUUUCAGAGGUGGUGAUGCCAAUACUUUGGUUUGCAGAGAGUGGUUAUAUUGACGGCCCCAUCCUGAACACAUUCCACACAAAUCUGGUGAUUCUGCCUGCUGUUAUGGAAUACAUGCAGUAUGGAUUCAUCGCCCUUGGUCUUCUAACUAUAGUGAUUUCCAUCCUGGUGCUGUGGAGACAAAAGAAGUUUCAGGACAGUGGAUCAGCAUUUAACACAACCACAGUAGUGGAGAAUCCCUCGGCAACACAAAAUGAGCCAAUAAAGAGCUCACACGAGGUGGAGAAAAAUAAACUUAAAAACUCAGAGAAGUAAACUCACUGCUGCUGCCUCAGAUAGAAACCAAAGCAUUUCAACAGAUGAGAAAACGCCUCUACUUCAGGAAAAGGACUAGGACACAAUGCAGGUCCUGUGUACCUGCAGACAAACUUCCACUGUAAUGGACCGAUCUUCAGGACUGCCACUUUGUCCUUCAAGUUUUCAAGCUUCUCACAAUUAUCAUAGAUUUAAGGUUGAUGACACUCUUAAGACAAUGGCUACAUGAGUUGAGACCAACAGUUGCAGUACUUUUUACAGUGUAAAAAACUUCACCUUGUCGCUUAACUAUACAAGCAGGUUCAUAAGUGUUAUGUAUUUAUUACCAAACUGGGAUCACUGUGAACAAAAUACCACUUGUUUAGGAGUAGUAGUUUACUUUUAUUGGAUUUAUAUAAAUAUGAAUGCUUCUCUAUCAACAACAAGGGAACUUGUAUUUUAUUGCCAAAGAGCCUUGAACAUGUGUAACUACCUUCAAUUUGUUGUUUGUGUUUUCAGAAGAAGCAAAUGAUGUUAUUAGCAUACUGUACUUAACAAUGUAAACUGUCUGUAAAACUGUAAAUAUAUUUGACAUUGACUCUACAGUGCCUUAUUGUUAAAGUAAAUUUAUGACUGACUAUGUACUGCUAUACUUUUAGUGCACAGACAAUGUGUGCGCUGAAAUGUCCACUAAUGAAAACAAAAUACAUUGUAAAAAUC
Periophthalmus magnuspinnatus is the source of this 2427-nucleotide messenger RNA. It is a transcript of the gene scarb1, whose product is annotated as scavenger receptor class B, member 1. Gene Ontology annotation, molecular function: lipid binding; low-density lipoprotein particle binding; scavenger receptor activity. Lineage: Eukaryota; Metazoa; Chordata; Actinopteri; Gobiiformes; Gobiidae. The transcript is spliced from 14 exons. Bases 202 to 1728 code for a protein of 508 amino acids. Gene Ontology annotation, cellular component: caveola; cytoplasm. Gene Ontology annotation, biological process: cholesterol efflux; plasma lipoprotein particle clearance; recognition of apoptotic cell. The record is from RefSeq and is a predicted model, not a curated record.